Messenger RNA from Electrophorus electricus (electric eel), 1944 nucleotides. RefSeq names its product malic enzyme 1, NADP(+)-dependent, cytosolic (gene me1). Gene Ontology annotation, molecular function: NAD binding; malate dehydrogenase (decarboxylating) (NADP+) activity. Gene Ontology annotation, cellular component: mitochondrion. Gene Ontology annotation, biological process: pyruvate metabolic process; malate metabolic process. Lineage: Eukaryota; Metazoa; Chordata; Actinopteri; Gymnotiformes; Gymnotidae. The record is from RefSeq and is a predicted model, not a curated record.
CACAGAUCAGAAGUCCAAAGCAAGACUUUCGUGUACACGAAGAAGAGGGGGUAUGACAUUACACGCAACCCCUACCUGAACAAGAGAGUUUUGUAGGCAGGCAUUAAAGCCAUGCCAAGAUUCCAGAACGGACAUCCAACCCAGGAGCAUAACCAGCUGAAGGCAUGGCCUUCUCUCUGGAGGAGCGAUUACAGCUCGGCAUCCACGGCCUCCUGCCCCCCUGCUUCCUUAGCCAGGAAGUCCAGCUCCUGCGGGUCCUCCGAAACUACGACCUCAAGAAGGAUGACCUGGACAGAUAUGUCUUUCUGAUGGGUCUUCAGGACCGCAAUGAGAAGCUGUUCUACCGUGUGCUGACCUCAGACAUAGAGAGGUUUAUGCCAAUCGUGUACACGCCCACCGUGGGCACCGCCUGCCAGCAUUACGGCCUCACCUUCAGGAGGCCCAGGGGUCUUUUCAUCACCGUUCAUGACCGCUCCCAUAUCCCCACACUGUUGCAGAGCUGGCCAGAGAAGGAUGUUCGGGCCGUCGUGGUGACAGACGGGGAGAGGAUCCUGGGGCUUGGGGACCUGGGCUGCUAUGGCAUGGGCAUCCCCGUGGGCAAACUGGCCCUGUACACAGCCUGCGGGGGCAUGCCGCCCCAACACUGCCUCCCCGUCAUGCUGGAUGUGGGCACAGACAACACAGAACUACUGAAGGACCCUCUGUACAUAGGGCUGAAACAUAAGCGAGUCCGAGGACAGGCUUACGACGAGCUGAUUGAUGAGUUCAUGAAGGCUGUAACAAGCAGGUAUGGGAUGAACUGUCUCAUACAGUUUGAGGACUUUGCCAACGUCAACGCCUUCCGUCUUCUGAGCAAAUACCGUAACAAGUAUCUCACUUUCAACGAUGACAUUCAAGGUACAGCAGCAGUGGCAGUGGCUGGCCUGUUGGCUGCCCUUCGCAUUACAAAAAGCAAAAUGUCCGAUCACACCAUUGUGUUCCAGGGUGCAGGAGAGGCAGCUAUGGGCAUAGCUGAGCUCAUUGUCAUGGCAAUGGAAAAGGAGGGGCUCCCGCAUGAGGCAUGUCUGAGGAAGAUUUGGAUGGUUGACUCCAAGGGUCUGAUCGUUAAGGGCCGGAGUUACCUGACCCAUGAAAAAGAGAGGUUCGCCCACGAGCAUGCUCAGAUGAAGAAUUUAGAAGAUGUGGUUCAGGACUUGAAGCCCACUGCCAUCAUUGGGGUAGCAGCCAUUGCUGGUGCAUUCACACAGCGCAUCAUUAAAGACAUGGCAUCCUUCAACAAGAGACCAAUCAUUUUUGCACUCAGCAACCCAACCAGCAAGGCAGAGUGCACUGCCGAGCAGUGUUACAAUCUCACAGAGGGGAGAGGUAUAUUUGCCAGUGGAAGCCCAUUUGAUCCUGUAACUCUCGCAGAUGGACGGACGUUCUACCCCGGCCAGGGCAACAAUGCCUACGUGUUCCCUGGUGUGGCACUAGGGGCUACAGCCUGUGCUAUGAGGCACAUUACUGAAGAUAUUUUCCUCACAACAGCUGAGACAAUCGCUCAGCUGGUGACAGAGCAUGACCUUGCAGAGGGGAGACUAUAUCCUCCUCUCUGCAGGAUUCGUGACGUUUCCUUCAGAAUAGCAGUGAAGAUUGUGGAAUACGCGUACGAGCACAAGAUGGCAGCACUGCACCCAGAACCCGCCGAUAAAGAAGAAUUAGUGCGUACACUCAUCUAUAGCACGGAUUAUGAUGAAUUUGCUGUGGACUCUUACACCUGGCCAGAGGAGGCCAUGACCGUUCAGAAUUGCAAACUGUGACCACUCCGUUCACAGACUGCAAGCACAGAUUCAUAGACAUCUGAAUAUGUCUUUAAAUGCUUGAGAGUUUUUAUUUUAUGAUGCAGUUGGUAGCUGUAACCUUUGCUGAUAUGACUUAAUAAAAUAUGAAUUGAUUAGCCAUUUA